CUUCAACAAGGUAAGUCAUUGUUUUGUUGAACUCAAAUAAAGCAAGUAUUUUUGCACUGUGAAGUUGAACUUAAGUAAAGUCAGUAUUUACUUUACACUGUCAAGGUGGACUUAAGUAAGGUGAGUAUUUGUUCUGCACUGUAAAGUUGAACUUCCAGGAGGUAAAUAUUUGUUUUGCACUGUGAAGUUGAAGUUAAGUAAAGCCAGUAUUUAUUUUGAACUGUCAGGUUGAAGUUAAGCGAGGUAAGUAAUCAAAUCUAACAGAAUAAAAUGCAAUGAAGUAGUGAAGAAAGUAGCUCUAAGGACUAGAAAUAAAGGAGUUUGUCAUCUUCCUGUGAGGCGUUUGUUGAGGUAUAAAAGGAGUGUAAGGACGUUGCUCAACGUGUGUGCAGACAUGAGGGAGUGCAGACAUGAGGGAGUGCGUGCUUGACUUUGACGCCACAGAUGAGGAACUCCAGCAGACAAACUUGUGUGUUUGUACAAAACGAUACAAAGAGGAAGCUAAAGGCCAGCUAACCGAAGACCUUCAUUUUCCUACAAACUCCUCUGAGUGCAAGCCAUACAGUGGACAUACUCAGCUUCAUACUCCUGCAGUGACGACAUCCUCCACCUCUCCAUCACCUGCGUCCAUCCCUGAGGACGUCUUCUUUGGGGGAACCAGUGAGGAUCAGUAUCUCCUGUCUUCAUCUUUGCAGGACGCGUGCUCGCGAUUGAGCGACUGUGACGUUGGAGGCGUGGACGUGAGCAGCAGCGUGGAGGACCUGCAGGCCCUCAGCUCUUCUUUGGGAGACUCGGACUACUUCAGGGACCUGGACGCUGUUCUUGGUGGACCCCUGAAGGCCAUCAGUCCAGACCGGACAUCCCAGACGGCAGCGCCCCCUGUGGCCUUUCAAUCCUCAUCACCCUCGUCUGCGCACCCUGCAGAGGAGGCACCCGGCGGCACGCUGGUGGUCACCCAGCUGCGUCCCACCCUGUUGCCCAGCUGUGUGAUUGACAGCGCUGACUCCUUGUGCCCCGGAGUGGGGCUGAGCGUGACUAUUAAUCUGAGCGGACUGCUGGGAUCAAUGGAAACAACUCAAAGGCAGCACAGCAUCAUGCAUUUCAACGGAGAGGUCGACGGUUUCCCCAACUUAGCAAGAUCCAUGUCCACAUCUCGAAGACACAGCUGGGGCGUCCCCGUGUCCCCCAUCAGCCUGGGAAGGAGACUAAGUCUGGACACCAUGGCCGUGGACAGCGAUGGAGACGAUAAUGACGAAGGGGGGCAGCGCGGCCUCUUCCAGUCCACUCAGCAGAAGACUGGUUGUCCACUGGAGGAGACAGACGGCCCCCAGCAGAGUGUCUCCAGCUCUACUGUUGAGGCUGCAGGAUUUCCCGGCAAGCAAGUGUACUCGCGCUCAGAGAUCCUCGCCACGGACGAAUGUUCACGUGCUGCACACGUUUCGCACAUCGUACGCACGUCCAAGCAGGCUGCAAGGGCAGCAGGAGCAGAGGAGUUUGACCCCGAGGAACACCUGCACUCCACGGAGGGCCAGAGUCACAUGCUGAUGGUACAGAAAGUUCUGCAGGAGCUAAAGUUGUACCAUGGAGCCAAGCAGAGGACCCACAAAACCUAUGACAAAGAAAAUGUCACAUGGUACGAGUUCCUCUCGAAUGAAAAUGAGGAAGAGGAUGAUCGAACUGAGAAGGUGGAAAAGGGUACCAAGGUGAAGAGGACCCUCAGCUCGUUGAGGAACAGGAUGACUGGAUCCUUCAACAAAGAUAAGGGUAAGACCCGAGACAAAGAGCACCCACUAAGGGGCAAAGAGAAGGACAGGGAGGCCACGGGGACGGAGGGCAGCCACAGCAAUGGCCAUUUUUUAGCGCUGGGCACUUUUUCCAGCCAUGCCACCUGCUCGCUGUGCGGCAAGACUCUGCAGAAAAAGCACAGCCUGCAAUGCAUGAAUUGUGCUGUGAAUGUUCACAAGAGCUGCAAGUCUCUGCUGGGUGAGUGCACCAGCACCAAGAACAAGAGAGAUUCUUUAUCAAGGACAGGCCUUUCUGGUUCCCCUAAUCUUGCACUAAAGGAGCGGGACAGAGGGCACGAACACUCGGGCGCAUCCUCCUCACAAACUCUGAAUGGGAACCCAACUUUUCCCGGCCCCCCCGGCAUGACCAUCAUUCCUCGGGGACCAAGUAUCCAGCCGAGUGCGUCCCACUGCGCCACCUCUCCCGCAGCCCCGACUUUAAACCUCAGCAGCUCAGGCUCUCUCCCCGGGGAGAUGGAUGAAACUGAUGCUCUUCGCUUCAAACGCUGCACCGAAGACACCGUUUCUCUCGUUCCCUCCACCACCGAGUCCGUCAUAGUGGAAGAUGCUCACUAUGCUGCAGUUCGGGCUGAUCUGGAGUCCGACGCGCAGGACCUGGAAGCAGAGUCCUGGAGUUUGGCAGUUGACCAGCAGUAUGUUAAGAAACACUCGAAAGACGCCACAAAGAGACAGGAUGUCAUAUAUGAGCUGAUGCAGACGGAAAUGCAUCACGUGCGGACGCUGAAGAUCAUGCUGCGGGUUUACGUCAAAGAGUUGAGGGAGAACCUCCAGCUGGAUUCGGGCAGGCUGGAGUGUCUCUUUCCACGCUUGGAAAACCUCCUGGAGCUCCACACGCAUUUCUUGUCCCGUCUCAAGGAACGGCGGCGAGACAACGUUGUCUCGCCCACCGAUGGGAACUACACGGUGGACAGAAUAGCGGAUGUACUGAUUGCACAGUUUUCAGGUGAAAUAGGUGAGAAGAUGAAGGAUAGCUACGGCGAUUUCUGUAGUCACCACACUGAGGCCAUGGGCUACUACAAGGAACAGAUGCAAACAAACAAAAGGUUCCACAGCAUCAUCCGGAAAAUCAACAACCUGUCCAUUGUGCGACGGUUAGGAGUGUCUGAGUGCAUUCUGUUGGUGACGCAGCGCAUUACCAAGUAUCCUGUUCUUGUGGAUCGGAUUCUGCACAACACUGAAGUGGGUACUGAGGAGCACGCCGAGCUGAACCGAGCUCUCGACUUAAUUAAAGACACUAUUGUUCAAGUGGACGCAUUGGUUAACCUGCACGAGAAGACGUGUCGCCUUCGUGACAUCCACAACAAGAUGGAGCCGAAGGCGCUGGGGAAAAUCAAAGACGGCCGAGUGUUCCGCCGGGAGGACUUGGCACAAGGUCGGAGGCGGCUGCUGCACGAGGGGACUGUCAACUGGAAGGCUGCUUCCGGCAGGCUUAAAGAUAUUCUUGCAGUUCUCCUCUCAGACGUGUUACUGCUGCUACAAGAGAAGGAUCAGAGAUACAUAUUUGCUGCAGUGGACAACAAGCCGUCGGUCAUCUCUCUUCAGAAGCUGAUUGUGAGAGAGGUGGCCCAUGAAGAAAGAGCCAUGUUUCUGAUCUGUGCCUCCUCCAAUGAGCCGGAGAUGUACGAGAUCCACACCACCUCCAAGGAGGAAAGAAACACGUGGAUGGCACACAUACGGCAAGCUGUGGAGAGCUGUCCUCAUACAGAGGAGAGGCUGUUCAGUGAGGAGGAAGAGGCUCGAGCUUCCAGGUUUAAAGAAUUUCAAGAACGGUUGAGCCAGAAGGAUGCCGUGAUCGUCCAGGCGCUUUCUGAGAAGCUGCAGCUUUUUGCAGACAUGGCAGACUCCGUAGCCGGUCUGGAGGACGCGGCUUCCCGCUCCAAACUGCUGUUACGGGGAGAUGCCUCAGAUCUCCAGCAGGGGGAGACCUUACUCAAAGGAGCCAUCACUGAGGUGGAAAACCUCCAGAAUUUGCUCCAAUCUGGAGUGAGAGAUGAAGGACUGGAUGAAGGGAGCAGCUCUGGACUCCUUCCCAGGAGAGCAGACACCUUUGGGGGCUAUGACAGCAGCCCCACCAUCCUCACCAAGAAUGGCAAUGUGAAGAAGAACUUUUCUGGUGAGUCCAGAAGCAGAGACCGAAGCCAGCGGGCCAGCUCUGACCCUCAGCUCAAAGAUCUCUAUGGCAGCCAAACUCUGGUUCAUGAGAGCUGCUGCACACCCACCAGAUGGAACCGGUUCUGGUCCAGCUCGUUCCCCGAGGCAGAGUUCUUUGACAGAGUGCUCAUGCUUUCACAGCGGCUCUACAGUCUGCAGGCCAUCAUAUCCCAGCAAGACAGCCACAUCGAGCUGCAGCGUGUCUCGCUGACAGAGCGAGCCUCGCUACCCGGGCGCCAUCGCGGCAACGUGCUCCUGGAGCAGGAGAAGCAGCGGACGCUGGCCCUGCAGAGAGAGGAGCUCGCCAGCUUCCACAAACUGCAGUCUCAGCAUCGGCAAGAGCAGCAGCGCUGGGAGAAGGAGCGCGAGAGGCACCGCCAACAAGUGGAAGCCACAGAGGCCAGACUGUGGCAAAGGGAGGAGGAGUGCAGGCGGUUGGAGGAGCGUCUGGCAGAAGAGAGGGUGGAGCUGGAGAGGCAAAGGGAGACGUACCAGCAGGACCUGGAGAGGCUGAGAGAGUCCACUCGAGCUGUGGAGAAAGAGAAGGAACGCCUGGAACACCAGAAGAAGAUCAAGAGGAAAACCAUCGAGGUGGGUCCCCUGUCAGGCAGUCUAAAUGGGGAGCUCCUCUUGUCCUCUGGCCUCAGCAGCUCCUCCAGUCUGUCUGAAGCACCCCUGCCCCAGAAGCCGCUCGUGCGCGGCAGCCUCUCCGUGGCGCCAGCCGACUACCCGGAGCGGCCCGAGGUGACGUUGCGGCGGGACGCAGGCUCCUCCACCCUGCCGCUGAAGACGGAGGUGCCGCUCCAUCUCUUCAGCACAACCAACCAGCAGCACAAACUAGUGGGGGUGCAGCAGCAGAUCCCCACCAAGCUGGCCGCCCUCAGCAGCGCCAAAGGGAAGGGAGUCAAGAGCGGCAAGGCCUCGCAGCGCACUGACAGCACUGCCUCAGUGGACAUGAAGCAGAUUCUACCUCUGAAGCUGUCAGCCCGUGACGACAACGCCCUCAAAGCCAAGCGCUCGGUCAGCCCCCACCAGCAACCCCCGCUGUCUGCGCCUCCUAUGCCUCCCUCCCUCCAUCAUCACUUAGAUCCAACCCCACCCGACACGUCUGGACCAGAUUCCCAAUCUACUGUUCCUAGCACCAGCCACCCUGCAACUCUCCAGAAGCCUCCAGUACCUCCUGCUCAGCCCCCCCUGCAGUCGUCCGUGCAGCCUCACUCCAUCCCGGCCCACUCCCAGACCGCCGGCUCGCUCCACUUCCAGCCACAGGGCCUCAGCCCCAACCCCCAUGUGCAGGUGCACACGCAGGGCCUCAGCCACAGCAUCCCGCCACCGCCCUACAUCAGCACAGAAGACCUCAACAAGGAAGACGUCAUCUUCUUCUAGAUUCUCAGUCUGGCUCCUUUUCUGUAUCCAAACAUUUGGCUUCUUUUAAACAAACUUAUCCAAAGAUGGCUGAAGGAGUCCAAUGAUGUGAAGACCAGACUUCCAGGUGCUGAAGCGUGGAAGGAGGACGGUGUGCGUGUGCCUCAACAGGAAGUCCCAAGUGAUGGAACACUGUCUGCUUGGUGGUUGAUUUGCACAGUGUAAAUACUCCAUUCCUGACUCUUGAACGAGCCUUCAUGGUUAUUUUUCUUAAUGGGUUGUACACACGCCAAACUCUUCUCUUAGCUCGUUUGCCCUUUUAUGUUCUUAAUUCCACUUUUAGGGAUAUUUUUUUUAAUCAGCUCAGACAAGCCCAGAAAUGGACUUAGUCAACACGUGGAAAACAUCACACCUUGGAAUUCCUUCUCUUCAGUCUUCUUUCACCCAUCCAUCUAUUCCGUCUCAUUCAGUGAAGGUGGGAGGCGGUGUGCCCCCUGGACUGAAUCACGCAUCCCCUUUCAUUUUUAACUUUUUAACAUGACGUCACUUUUAAAAGAAAAAAGUGUGAUACAUGAAUGUACAAAUCACAGCUACAGCGCCUUGCAAAAGUAUUCCUCCCGGGUGUUUCAACAUUUUGUUGCUUUUAUAAAUUGUCAGUGUAAUUUGACUUGGUUGAAAAGAAUUAGCAAUAAAUAAAGGUCAGUAUUUAGCAGAUGCACCUAAAAAUUACCUUAAUUUUUGGUUUAUAAGCUGCAUACCUUUUUCUUUAACUUUGAACCUUUAGCUAAUUUAGCUAAUUUAUGGGUAAGUUCUAACAUCAUGACAUCUCCUUCACUAGAGAACUACUACUAAUGGUACUGUGCCACUUCGAGGUCAGUGAGGAAACGGGAGCUCUUUGGAAGGAUUCAAUCCCGAGCUACUGUAAGUGUACUCACAAUUGGAAGCAUUGGAAAUCGCAGGAGGUCAUUACUCAAUAUAACAGACUGACGCUCGGUGUCAUUUUAAACAGAAAGCUAAACUUAUCACACAGCAACUUAACACUCAAAAGGUAGCUAGUAAAUAUGCAAGACAAGUCCCAAUACGAGUUUAAAAUGGGGAAAAAAAAGAUUUUAAUUGUAAUGCACUGCGUUUAAGCAAAGUACUUAUUGAUGCCUGCCGGGGCGCCGCAAUGAUGUCAGCCUCCCUCUGGGCUCAUCUGGUGGACAGAGGCAGAAUUGCGGUGCCAUCCUUGCAUCUAUUUUCUAUGCCGCUUGGCCUCCAAUGAUAUGCUUCGCUCAGACGCAAUUCAUUUUGGGGAAACGUGAAAAUAUAUAUUUUUUCCUUUUAAACUCAUAUUUGUACAUGUGUCUUAGGUAUACCCUUUGAGUGUUAAGCUGCUGUGUGAUGAGUUUAGUGUUUUUGUAAAAUGACACUCAGGCUGUUAUAUUGAGUAAUGACCUCCUGCAAUUUCCAAUGGGUUAACAAGCUCAUUGUGAGUUUUUCCAUAGCUAAUGAUUGGCUCCUGUCAAAUAAAGAGCUGACCGGUCCUCACAGACUUGUGCGUGCCACAAUAUGUAAUGCCAUUUAAUGACGUGGACAUGUGUGGCUUAUACACCUUUGCGGCUUACAAACCUGUUUUUUCCUCAAUUUAGUGGGUGAGGCUUAAACGGAAUUUACGGUAGUUUUCAUUUUCACAUUUAAGGAGUAGCAAUAAAAUGCUGACACAAAGGGGCAGGUGAAUGCUUUUACAAGGCACUGUCAGAUUUUUGGAAUCUUAUUCGUCUCUGCGAUGACAGCAGUUGCCAUUUUUGGCCCGCAGGCGAAGGAAAAAUACUUUCCUAUGAUUCUGUCUUGCUGAGACUCGCCAGACAAAGCCUGAAGGUCAUUGCUGCGCACACGCUGGAAGCCGGUGGACCCACUUCCACUCUUCUCUUAGCUGCAGUCACGCGGGGAAGGAGUCAUGUUUGGGGAAAAGUCAUGUUUUCAAAGCGCUCACGGACCUGCCUGUCAUUUCCCUGUCAGAGUGAGGUCACGGAGCAAAGCACUGUCUCUUAUAUGGCAUAUACAGUAUGUUGGAACAUUAUUUCAGGUACCGGCCAUGGUGACGUACGCGUGGGUUAUGGAUUGCUGAUCACGUUUCUUUAGCAGGUACUGUCACACCUCUAGCAGGAAGCUGUUGAAGAAUGUCCCUCCCAUGACACCUAUGAAGUAGCGUGAGUGACUUGAUGUAUUAAUGUGUACAUUUGUGUACAUAAUGCAACGUAUGCAAUGCCAUUUUUACAUUAGGUACAUGUCUAUAUGUGCAUACAUUAACGUAUUAUCCAUUUAGUCACUGGACAGGUUUUUCUUUGUCAAUGUAGCAUGGAAGUCAAGUGCACUGCCAGCCAUUUUCCACCCUCUUCCACACCUGUUAAGGUGACGUAGCAAAAUCUUGCUUGAUUCAGUCUGUUUAACCAAAGAGACAAAGAGUGUUUUCUGUACGUUUACCACCCCCGCCCCAGCUUUAUAUUCUGCUUGAGUUGUUCAUACUGAACCCUGAAAACAAGAUUCAUCUCUUGCGAAAACAA
Molecule: messenger RNA, 7867 nt
Organism: Dunckerocampus dactyliophorus (ringed pipefish)
Lineage: Eukaryota; Metazoa; Chordata; Actinopteri; Syngnathiformes; Syngnathidae
Gene: arhgef18b
Product: rho/rac guanine nucleotide exchange factor (GEF) 18b
Exons: 32
Coding region: 411-5342 (1643 amino acids)
Biological process (GO): small GTPase-mediated signal transduction
Molecular function (GO): guanyl-nucleotide exchange factor activity
Source: RefSeq, a predicted model, not a curated record